Messenger RNA from Haplochromis burtoni (Burton's mouthbrooder), 2201 nucleotides. RefSeq names its product cyclin D binding myb-like transcription factor 1 (gene dmtf1). Gene Ontology annotation, molecular function: RNA polymerase II cis-regulatory region sequence-specific DNA binding; DNA-binding transcription factor activity, RNA polymerase II-specific. The coding region runs from base 111 to 2102 and encodes 663 amino acids. Gene Ontology annotation, biological process: regulation of transcription by RNA polymerase II. Gene Ontology annotation, cellular component: nucleus. The record is from RefSeq and is a predicted model, not a curated record. NCBI's taxonomy places the organism in Eukaryota, Metazoa, Chordata, Actinopteri, Cichliformes, Cichlidae. The transcript has 17 exons.
CUGUACGGACCUGGCAACCCGCUGGCCUUCGCGCAGCCGAGCCUCCAUCCUGGCACUUACCUUCAUCCUGGUAACUUGCAAGUUCCCGGACUAAAAACAGGAACUGCAGGAUGAGUUUAGCAGCAGAGGACGACGACGCCGGCGCUUUAGAAACCGUCAAAUCUGUCACGCUCACUCAGGACAGUGAUGGAAGCAUCAUACUGCACUGUCCUCCCUCUGACGAGGACUCGGAGCCACUCCAGAAGAAGCUGCGACUCUCCACACACGAGCAGGAAAACUCGGACACGCCUCAGUUCUCCGUGGUCACGUUGCCAGGUCAGACGAGCGCUGGACCGUUCCCUGUUCAUGACUACAUGUCGGACACUCAGGCGGAGACCUUUGAGGUGACGAUGACGCCCACGGCGGACGAGCUCUCUGAGGACAGCGUCACUCAGAUUCAGAUCCUACAGGAAGAUGAAGACUCCCUCUCAGCCAAUCAGAAGACGGAGGUGUCGCCUGUCAGUCAGGCCUGGUUCACAACUAAAGAAGACAAAGACACGCUGGCUAAUAAAGGUCAUAAGUGGAAACAGGGCAUGUGGUCUAAAGAGGAGAUUGACAUCCUCAUGAGGAACAUCGACCAGUAUGUGAAGGGCCGCGGCAUCGAGGACCCGGCAGAGAUCAUCUUUGAGAUGUCCAAAGAGGAGAGGAAGGACUUCUACCGCUCCGUGGCGUUGGGAUUGAACAGGCCGCUGUUUGCCGUCUACAGACGAGUCCUCCGGAUGUACGACAACCGCAACCAUGUCGGCAAGUACACUCCUGAUGAGAUCGAGAAGCUGAAGGCGUUGAGGGAGAAACACGGGAACGACUGGGCGACUAUCGGUGCUGCACUAGGUCGCAGUGCAUCCUCUGUGAAAGAUCGCUGCCGGCUGAUGAAGGACACGUGCAACACAGGUAAAUGGAGCGAGGACGAGGAGCGACGGCUUGCCGAGGUCGUAUACGAGAUGGCAGGGGUGUCACCGGGGUCGGCGGUCACAGGAGGCGUGUCAUGGGCGACGGUGGCUGAUCGAGUCCGCACACGCUCAGAAAAGCAGUGUCGGUCUAAAUGGCUGAACUACCUGAACUGGAAGCACAGUGGAGGAACUGAGUGGACGAAGGAAGAUGACUUGAAUCUUGUACGCAGGAUAUCAGAGCUUGAUGUGGAUGAUGAGAAUGAAAUUAAGUGGGAGGAUCUCGCCGGCGGAUGGAGCAGCGUUCGAUCACCCCAGUGGCUCCGAUCAAAGUGGUGGAGCAUCAAGAGACAAGUGGCCAAUCACAAGGACAUCCCCUUCAGUGUCCUCCUGAAGGGCCUCCAGGAGCUCAUGGCCUCCUCGCAGUCGGCAUCUGUUCCGGGCAGCCCCUCCUCCCUUCAGAUCCGACUCACCCGAUUAGACGAGAACAGUGGCGGAGCCAGCCCCGCCCCUAGCUCUGUGGCUGCACUGCAGAUUCCCUUACAGAUCCCGCUGCAGAUCACACACCUGGCGUCAGAUUCAGCGGCAGCAGCUAGCGACAGCGAGACCAUCACACUGAAUGCUGGAGCGCUGCAGACCUUUGAGAUCCUGCCGUCGUUCCACCUGCAGCCCACCGGCACCCCGGGAACCUACUACCUCCAGACGACACCCAAUCAGGGCCUUCCAUUGAGCUUAGCCAAUAACAGCACCGUUACCCUGACGACGAGCUCCUCGCCCUCGUCUCAUGAACACAUUAUCCUCCACAGUCUGUCGGCCGACAGUCUCUGCUCCAGCGAUGGCGUCAUCAUCCAGACUGUCGCCUCUGACCCCGCCUCCUCCUCCUCUGAAGCCCUCAGCCAGCAGCAGCUGGUGGUGGAGACUGAGACCCGGGGCCAGGACGAUCGUCUCGACGCCGCAAGUCUGUUGGAGGGGUCGGAGAGUGUCGUCACGGAAACUCAGGAGCCAAUGACGAAUGGCUUCAGUGACACAGACAAAGGCCUGCGUUCCCCCCCGAUGGAGGCUCCAAUGGUGCAUUCUGGGAUAACGUCUGGGAGCGCCGUGCUGAUCGUGUCUCCUCCCAACAUCAGUAGCACACUAACGGAUCCCAUCUUGGAAAACCAGGAAGUCUCUGACUGAGUCGGACUUCCCGCUGCAGCUGUCGCUCAGGGCGACACCUCCACCCUUGGGCUUGACCCGGCAUGUCAGACUGUGAUACUCCCUCCUCUCCUGCUUCCA